Hypomesus transpacificus is the source of this 1320-nucleotide messenger RNA. It is a transcript of the gene marchf4a, whose product is annotated as membrane-associated ring finger (C3HC4) 4, like. NCBI's taxonomy places the organism in Eukaryota, Metazoa, Chordata, Actinopteri, Osmeriformes, Osmeridae. Gene Ontology annotation, biological process: protein ubiquitination. Gene Ontology annotation, molecular function: zinc ion binding; ubiquitin-protein transferase activity. The record is from RefSeq and is a predicted model, not a curated record. Bases 1 to 1320 code for a protein of 439 amino acids. The transcript is spliced from 4 exons.
AUGUUGUUGUCUCUCGGGGUGAUUGUAUGGUGCUGGGGAUCUGUAGGCCACACACCGAUGCAGCUCCGCCGCCAGGGCAAGCCCAAAGACCGCUGUUGCGUUUUGUUCAGUGACCUGAAGGUUUUCUUAUUCAGGCCGCCGGCCCCGCCACCGGCAUCAAGCCCCAUGAACGGGCAAAACAACGACAGCAAUGCGACCGGCAAUGCUGCCAACACGAACGACUCAACAGCCCAGCAUGCACCUGCGCCACCGGCAGCGGGGUCAGCCGGGACGGAUCAGCCUAAAGUGGUUAAGGACUGGCCGGCCACGGGGCAGGCAGGACCUCUGGACUAUGGCAGUUCAUCGGAGGACUGUUCCAAGGAGAAGUUUGACGAGGGGAUGUCGGUAAACAGCUGUACGGACAGCGGCUCAAGGACUCCCCUGUGCCGGAUCUGCUUCCAAGGGCCUGAGCAGGGGGAGCUACUGAGCCCGUGCCGCUGUAGCGGAUCAGUGCGCUGUACCCACGAGCUGUGCCUCAUCAAGUGGAUCAGCGAGAGAGGGUCGUGGAGCUGUGAGCUGUGCUACUACAAGUACCACGUCAUCGCCAUCAGCGCCAAGAACCCCCUUCAGUGGCAGGCCAUCUCCCUGACGGUGAUCGAGAGGGUCCAGAUCGCGGCGGCGGUGCUGGGGACCCUGUUCCUGGUGGCCAGCAUCUCCUGGCUGGUGUGGUCCUCCAUCAGCCCCUCGGCCCGCUGGCAGCGCCAGGACCUGCUGUUCCAGAUCUGCUACGCCAUGUACGGAUUCAUGGACCUGGUCUGCAUCGCUCUGAUCAUCCACGAGGGGCCUUCUGUAUUCCGCAUCUUCAACCGCUGGCAGGCUGUUAACCAGCAGUGGAAGGUCCUCAACUACGAUAAGACCAAAGACACGGAGGACCAUCAGAAAUACGGCCCCACACCCAGGCCGCCGGCCCUGCCCAAUCCCAGGAACGCCGCCUCGUCUGGGGCCGGCCUCGGGGACGACCCGGCCUCCCCCUCCACCCCCUCCCUCAUGGCCGCCGUCGCCGCCCAUGCCCUGGGCGCCGCAGCGACCGCCUCCACGGCAACCACGCGGGACUCUUUGUCGGAGCGGAGCAACGGACAGGCGUCGUCGUUUACGGACCGGCGUCAUCAUCAUCCUUAUCAUCACCACUGCCCCUACAACCUCCUCCAUCUGCUCAGCCACUUCAGGCAGCAGGCCCCCCGGGUGACACAGAUCCAGCCACAGGUCCUCGCCCAGGCCCCGGUCCCGGCUGAGCCCAGCGAAGGCAGCCGAGAGCUGGUCAUGAGAGUUACUACGGUCUGA